This is a messenger RNA of Anopheles stephensi (Asian malaria mosquito), 3390 nucleotides long. RefSeq names its product F-box/WD repeat-containing protein 5 (gene Fbw5). NCBI's taxonomy places the organism in Eukaryota, Metazoa, Arthropoda, Insecta, Diptera, Culicidae. Bases 406 to 2580 code for a protein of 724 amino acids. Gene Ontology annotation, cellular component: SCF ubiquitin ligase complex; Cul4-RING E3 ubiquitin ligase complex. Gene Ontology annotation, molecular function: protein binding. The transcript has 7 exons. The record is from RefSeq and is a predicted model, not a curated record. Gene Ontology annotation, biological process: protein ubiquitination.
CAGCUGUCAUCGAUUAUUUUUAUUGGAACAACGAUUAUUUUGGUGUUUUUUUUUUCGUCCCGUGUGUGAUUCAAUUUUUCGGUAGGACGCAAGUAUAUUUGGCUGGGCUGCUGGUUGGUUGGACGAUUUUUGGACGAUACGCACCAGAUAUUGCGACGGUCAAGAUCCUACACAGUCAAUAAUCCGUAAAUUGUCACAAUCAUCAGUUACACUGGUACGAUGUUUACGCUUCGUCGUCGUGCAUCGUCUUUUGCGUAGAAAGAGCAAAGCGAAGGGAAGAUCCAGGAAGGAAAACCAGUAGCAACAGAUAGUGAAAGUGUGCGGCGCAACUUCCGGAAUCUGGUGCGAAAAGCUUCGGCGGGGGCGUAACAACGUUCAACGUUCGGACACGAUAGCCAGCCCGAUAUGGCCGAAACGAUGGACGAUGUGCCGAUGGCGGACAGCAGCGACAGCCAGAUGGAGCACGGUCGCGCCCGCGAAAGUAUGCAGUCCAACAGCUCCUCGUUCAGCUCUUCGAACAGCGACCAGGACGGGACGGCGGACGACGGAACGUACAUAGACAACAGUCCGUGGGUUUUCAUGCCCGAACCGUUGUUUAUCAAAAUUUUCCUGCAGCUUCAGGCUCGCGACGUCCUGAACGCGGGGCAAUGCUGCAAGCGGUGGUACAAGCUGUCGAAGGAUGACUACAUCUGGCGCAAGUAUUUCCGCCAGGAGUUUAAUGUGGAUCCAUCGAUUCCGCUGAAACGAGGAGCGGAAUCCUGGCGUGCCGAGUACCGACGUUUGACAAACAACGUACCGAUGGUCAUGACGGAUGUACUGACCUUCCAUUCGCACCAAGUGCUGCACGUCAGCUUUUCACACAACGGGAAAAUGUUUGCCACAUGCUCGAAGGAUGGAUUCGUGAUCGUAUGGAAUUCGGCCUAUCCAACGACGAUACGGGAUUCGUACGAUAUGCGUAAGCUUAGCUGGAAGUACACCCAGUUUUCCCAGUUCAAUCAAAGCGACACGCUCCUGCUGGUGUCUGGGGUCCACUUCGGCUCACCACACAGCACUUCCGGCGAGAUUGCGGUGUUCACAGUGCAAAACGGCUUCAAACUAAAGUGUCGCGUAACGAAUCGACCCUACGACAUAUUCGGCACCUGGUUCAGCGAUCAACAUCUGCUGUCCGGGGAUCUUAGCUGGUUGGCGCACCUGGUCAGCUCCUCGAUACUUUGGCUGAACAAGGCGAACCAGGAGGUCGACUCGGAACACACCCCGGUGCGAAGUCAAAUGUACAAAUUCUACAACCGUAAUGCCAGCUCCAUACGUGCGAUCAUGGUCGCCAACUGUCCUUGGUUAAGCGAUGAAGCAGAGGGCAAACGGGAUGGCGGAAAGGAUUCGACUGCCGAUAGCGGUGGACAGAAAUCGUCGGACGAGGAACCCGGCACCAGUGGUGGAGAUCGUCGCGCGGGAAAUCCACUCUCCCACUACCAGAUGAACCAGGACGUAGACUCCGACGAUGAUCAGGAGCAGGAAGCAGUCGAUGAUGGUCACGAUCCUAAUGCGGCGGAGGAUGUGCCGUACCAGCUGCUUGUUGGCGAUCGGGCCGAUUACGCCAGUCCGAUACAGUAUCUGGAAGAAUUCCGCCAGGAGUACGAGGAAUCGUACUACGAAUCCUCGGACGACUGCCUGGAGGACGACGAGGACGAUGCGGACGAGGAGGAGCUGUCGGAGGGCGAGGACGAUUUGGAAAAUCUCUGCCCAAAGUAUCUGAUCUUUUCGACCGGCUCGAAAACGUACACACCGCACCAGAUCGGGUUCAAGCGCAUCACGAGCGUAAACUUUCCGCGCCGGCUCGAUCCGGGCCCGUCGUUGCGGGAACGCAUCGCGUUGCGCGAUCGGCAGCGCGAGUUACAGGUAAUUAUGGCCGAGAUGUCCCCGGAAGAAAUCCGCCUGCAGUAUAUCUUACAGAACGAGGAACCACCGGUGGAACCGAACUGGGCGAACUACGAGGCAGUGGCGGGACGCUUCGACAAGGUGGACAAGCUGAUCGAUCUGCACGGGCACAUCAUCGGGAUGGGGCUGAGUCCGGACCAUCGCUACCUGUACGUAAACAGCCGGCCGUGGCCGAAAAAUUGCGUCAUUCGCAACCCGCUCGAUCCGCCCGCGAUCGCACAGGAGAUCGACAUUCACGUCAUCGAUUUGAUGACGCUGAAGAAGGUGGGCAAGAUGCUACGGGCCCACAAGGCGUACACGCCCAACACCGAGUGUUUCUUCAUUUUUCUGGACGUCUGUGAUAAUUAUGUGGCCAGCGGUGCCGAGGACAUGCAUGCCUACCUGUGGGACCGCUACUAUGGUGUGUGUUUGGCAAAGUACCAGCACGCAGACGUGGUAAACAGUGUUGCUUUCAACCCGCGCGACAACGAGAUGCUUGUGACCACCAGUGAUGACUACGAGAUUAAGAUAUGGCGAUCUCUUUCGAAAGCGCAAAAGCUGGGCAUACCAACGGUUAACCGGGCGGCGGAGUUUCGGAAACAGAAAAACAAUCGUCCUCCGCCGCAACCCCAACAGCAUCCGCACGGUAUGCGAUCCUUCGUCUAGGGCGUCCCUAAACGUUUCUUCGUAGUCGAUAACAACUGGUCAGGAGGAGGAGGAGCAAAAUGCCAGCAGCCAGCUGCCGGGGUUGUACGUUUUAGUUCGGUUGAACAUUGGUUCGUGCCUUAAAUUACUUUUCUACACACGGAAGCUGUGACCAGUUAUGCGUCACACGUGACUGUCUUUGUUUUCGCCCAAACUGUCGCAUAAUGAGAUUAUCUUCUGCGUGCUAAUGCGUCAUGAUGUUGGUAUUUGUCCACACAUCACAUCGAUCCGAUAGGAUCGGAUUUACCAAUCAAUUUUUAGCAGCAGCAGGAGAGCAGGAUGGCAGGAUGGCGGCACGAUGCUGCAGGAUGAUUGUUUUUGUAGAAAAGCUAGCAAGGCACACGCUGCCAUACCUUAUAUAUAUAUGUAUGAUAAGAAUGUUACAUCUGUUAAAUCUGUUUAUCUAACGUUUGCGCAUCCCGAACGAUCAUUUUGAAUGACGGUUUUGAAAGCACCUUUGUAUACCCUUCUUGUGCGGUACUAAUACAUUGAAAAUGUUUUAUUUUUUAACUUUGGUGUGUUGCUGUUUGUUUUACCAAAAAAAAAAAAAACAAAAAGAAAGCCUCAAAGCGGUCAAAGCAAAGGAAGGCUUUUAAACUCAACUUUUUAAAAUUUGCAUGGUGGGUCGUGUUUAUUGAAUUGAACAGUAGCUGUGAAAUAGUAGGGAGAAAAAGCAAACCCAUUUUAGCAAACCAGCGAACAAUCAGUCGUAAAAGUUAAAAACAAAGAAGAAAACAAUAAAUCAAUGGUGAUUUGGUUCGUAAAGCGUUA